Lucilia sericata (common green bottle fly) is the source of this 883-nucleotide messenger RNA. Its product is annotated as lectizyme. The record is from RefSeq and is a predicted model, not a curated record. Gene Ontology annotation, biological process: proteolysis. Gene Ontology annotation, molecular function: serine-type endopeptidase activity. Lineage: Eukaryota; Metazoa; Arthropoda; Insecta; Diptera; Calliphoridae.
CAUCAAAUCAUAGUAUUACAAAUAUAAAAAAUAGCAUGAAGUUAUUAAUUGUACUCGCUUUGGCAGUAGCCACCGUUAGUGCGGGCAGUGUUGAUUUUAUUCCUCAACCUGGGUUCCCAGAGGGUCGCAUCACUAAUGGCCAACAAGCAGCGAAAGGAGAAGCUCCUUUCAUUGUUUCUUUAAAAAGUGGUUCCCACUUCUGCGGUGGCAGUAUUAUUGACGAACACUGGGUAUUGACAGCUGCUCAUUGCUUGAUUUAUAACAAUUUCCAAGUUGUUGCUGGUUUACAUCAACGUAACGAUGAAUCUGACGUUCAAAUUCGUCAAGUUUUGGGCAAGUCUUACCGCGGUGUUGGUCCCAAUGAUAUUGGUCUCAUAUAUAUUGCUGCCCUAAAUGCUUUAGCUCGUGAUGGCUCUGCUCCCGUUGGAAAGAUUAACUUGCCUUCUGGCAAGUAUGAACAAACUGGCAAGGGAAAAUUAUACGGUUGGGGUCGUGACAACUAUGGUGUUUUGCCCAACACUUUGCAAACCUUAGAUGCUGAUAUCAUUGGUUAUACUCAAUGUAAAUCUGCCUUGCCUAGCUCUGCUCCCAUCGAUCCCGUUAACAUUUGUUCCUACACUGCUGGCACCACGGAUGGCGCUUGUAACGGUGACUCUGGCGGUCCUUUGGUACGUUACACUGCUUCUGGUGCAGAAAUUGUUGGUAUUGUUUCAUGGGGAUAUACUCCAUGUGCCACAACAAAAUACCCAUCGGUAUACACCAUGACCUCGGCCUUCAACGAUUGGAUUCAAAAUACUAUUGAUAAUUUCAAUGCUCAUAAUGUAGACAUGUCUAACUAAGUAUUUAAAUAUGAAAAUUAAAUAAAUAUGUGAAAUGAACUAUA